AUGAACAUCACAGCUGCGAAAAGGAAACGGGCUUUGUUGCUGCAUUAUGCCGGCACCGACGUAGACGAAAUAUUCGACACCUUACCAAACACUGGCGAAGACGGCGACUAUGACACGGGCGGUCGCGAAACUUAACGAGUAUUUCUCCCCACAAGUCAACACCACAUAUGAAGUAUAUAAUUUUCGCCAGACGAAGCAGAAAGAGGGUGAGUCGCUUGAUAGUUUUCACACCAGGCUUUGCCAACUCGCGAAAACCUGCGAAUUCAGCGAUGUUGACAAAGAAAUUAAAGAACAUAUUAUUCUGACGUGCAGUUCCAGCUCGCUUAGACGCCGAGCGCUACGUGAAAACCCAACGUUAGAAGGUUUAUUGAAUCUAGGAAGAGCAUUAGAACUCAGUGACAAACAAGCGAAAGACAUAGAAGAUACCGGAGGCGAAUUCCAAGCCGUCAACAAAAUCAAACAAAAGAAGAGAAUCGGCAAAGCCACAAGACGAUACCGGGCGUGA
Molecule: messenger RNA, 505 nt
Organism: Pocillopora meandrina
Lineage: Eukaryota; Metazoa; Cnidaria; Anthozoa; Scleractinia; Pocilloporidae
Source: the annotation of a GenBank genome assembly